Marmota monax (woodchuck) is the source of this 1416-nucleotide messenger RNA. It is a transcript of the gene Znf683, whose product is annotated as zinc finger protein 683. Gene Ontology annotation, cellular component: nucleus; cytoplasm. Gene Ontology annotation, biological process: cell fate commitment; regulation of transcription by RNA polymerase II. Gene Ontology annotation, molecular function: RNA polymerase II cis-regulatory region sequence-specific DNA binding; histone deacetylase binding; DNA-binding transcription factor activity. The coding region runs from base 141 to 1397 and encodes 418 amino acids. Lineage: Eukaryota; Metazoa; Chordata; Mammalia; Rodentia; Sciuridae. The transcript is spliced from 3 exons. The record is from RefSeq and is a predicted model, not a curated record.
UCCCUGAAAUUGUCAACAGGAAUGCGAGCAGCUUUCAUUGGCAAGUGCAAUAGCUGGGGAAGGGAGAGGUGCCUUGCCCAGGGGGCUCCACCCAGCUUACAGGCCGGAGUUCUUUUCCAGCCCUGGACUGGGCAGGUCUGAUGUGGGACAGACGUUUACUCCAGGCUGUGGGGGCUUCACAGUCUUCUCUUUUCUGCUCAGGGCACCCGCCACUGGGGCUGCAUGCCAUCUUCACCGAUGAUGAGAAACUUGCAGCCAAGUACCACCUGAGCAGGAAUGAGAUGGGCAACCAGCCAGAAAGGGCUGGCCAGGGGCCAUUCUUCCCUCCUCACAACAGCUCCUCCCCGACCCUCUGGCUGAAUGGAACGAGUCCUGGCCCCUCAGUUUUCUGCCCCUGCCCUCCUCUCACCCCCAUCUCCAAGGAGCUUCUACUCAGCCUCCACCCCUUCUAUCCUGGGUACCCUCUGCUCCUGCCUCCACCUUACCUGUUCACCUAUGGGGCCCUACCUUCUGUCCAAUGUCCCCAUCUCUUCAUGUUGCCCCAAGACACUUCCUACUCCACCGUGGCUGCAUCCUGCUUGCUGAGGACAGUCAAUGAUCCUGAGCACUACAGUCCCCAGCGGGAGACCUUGCUUCUGUACCCUGGGGCCCUCCAAGCCUCUGGCCAAACCCUGCCCUCUCAGGCUAAGGAUCGAGACCCAGGAGCUGCCCAAACCUCCUCCCUGGGGAUGGGGAGUGCUGGUGUGGCAGCUCCAGCAAAGCGGACCCCUCUGGGCUCCAGGGAAGGCACUGCAGGGCUGUCCUACCCGCUGAAGAAAGAGAACGGCAAAAUCCUGUAUGAGUGUAAUGUGUGCGGCAAGAGCUUCGGGCAGCUCUCCAACCUCAAGGUCCACCUGCGUGUGCACACCGGGGAGCGUCCAUUCCAGUGUGUCCUGUGCCAGAAGAGCUUCACUCAGCUCGCCCACCUGCAGAAGCACUACCUGGUGCAUACUGGGGAGCGACCCCACGAGUGUGUGAUGUGCCACAAGCGCUUCAGCAGUUCCAGCAACCUCAAGACCCACCUGCGCUUGCACUCCAGAGCCCCGCCUUUCCAAUGCAGUGUCUGCCCAAGACGCUCCGCCCAGCACAUUCAUCUGAAGCUGCACCAUUGGCUACACAAGCCCCAGCCCUGCAACCUCUCUCACACCCACUUGCCCCUGGCCUCUCUCUCCUCCUGCCUUGCCCAUUGGCACCAGGGAGCACUAGAUCUUGUAAUGGCGCCAUCAGAGAAGCAGACGAAUGGCCUGAGACAUGGACAAAGUCAAGGUGUCCUCAGCAUCCCAGGGAAAGCCAGGGUAGCCAGCCUGAGUGGUGGCACCAGGAUGGCCCUGGGAAAUAGGCAGGGGCAAAGCAAUUAAAGGAUUUUCUCAGUGACGA